AUGGUCGGCACGAUGAGAAUGCUAAGGCCGUUGUUUUUUCUUCUAAUACUUGUUUCUUCUGUUUACUCAUACGCACAACCAAGUCCUGAUAUGGAGAAAGUGUUCAUCGACAUUCUCAAUCAUUCAACAUCGACAAAUGAAAGUCUUUCUGUGUUACUUGAUGGGCAAAAUUUGAUUGACAAGAAUCUUCUCGAUCAAUAUAAAAAGUAUGGAGAUCUUGGAAAACAUUACUCAAUCGAUGAUCAAACUUUAUUCAUUUUAUGCGAGCAAUACAACUCAACGAAAUGCACACUAGAAGGGGAUUGCACGAGGAGAAUCGAGAAAUGCUUUUUUGAGAAGAAAAAGAAUGAGCAUCCGUUGAGACCUGGAUGUAUGGCGGCUUUCUCCUACAAUCACACGACGACAAUCGAGAGAAACAAUUGGAAGCUGCAAAUCCCGGCCGAGUCAAUGGAGUUGCGUGGUUGUUGGCCCUACGAUCACAACAUGGUCGACAGUUGUGUUUUUGAAGAUGAGUGUCUCGCUCAUUACUCUGGCCCAAAGCGGCAAGCGCUCUUUUGCUGCUGUAAGACGCAUUUGUGCAACGAUAGGAACAUGACGUUUGUUGCUGAUUCUCUCUACUAUUAUCGAGAGCUCGCUAAGAAAACCCUGUUUGCACGCGGUGAACCGAUUACCGAAGAGAGCUUACAAAAAGAAACCGAGCUCCGGAUGAAAGAGGCCGCGGAAAAUCCGCCAAAACCACCAGGAUCAGAUGGUCCAGAAACAACGAAUUAUACAUCAGUGCACUGGAUAAUCUACUUCUCGAUCGGUGUCCUUCUCUUCAUGCUUCUUUUCUUGCUCAUCAUCUUUGGAUCCUAUCUUUAUCGAGCACACGUUCGAAAUAAACAAUCAAAGACAAGCAGUCGAGCUUCACAUCCAACAACAAUGACUGUUGAGCAGCAGAAAGCGCGAAUGCGUGACGACCGAAUUCGAGCACUUCAAGUUCCAAAUAUUCGAGAGAUUACUAAUCAAGAACGAGUAGCCAUGGGUCGUUUUGCUGAAGUCUUCCGCGCGGAGAUGUUUUUGACUACACGAAACGAGCCACUAACAGUGGCGCUGAAGAAAUUCCGAAUUGGCGAGAUUGAAAGCUUUAUGCAUGAGACGGAGAUUUUCUCACUCUCAACAUGGAAAACCCGACAACAUCCCUAUUUAACUCGCUUUUUUGGCGUUUAUGCACAAGAUGGUCCGAUGGGACAAGAGCUCUCGAUUGUCACCGAAUUUCAGCGACGUGGAUCGUUGUACGAUUUUUGCAAGGAUAGCGUAAUGAGCUUGCAUCACUGUUUGCACAUAUUGGUCACUUUGCUCGACGGUGUCGCAUUUCUGCACGAAGAGGGAAGCAUCGGUAAAGACUACAAAUUCACCAUCGUUCAUCGUGACAUCAAAUCGCGAAACGUUCUGCUGCGCGAUGACUACUCGGCGGUGCUCACCGAUUUUGGGUUGGCGAUGCGCUGUGACAAGCUGAUUCACAGGGGCCACGAGUUGCGCGGAAUGCUCAGCCGGACGACACCAAUUGCUCAAGUCGGAACGUCACGAUAUAUGGCACCGGAAGUGCUAGAAGGAGCCACUGAGUUCUCAGCAGCUGCUUUUCGACAGAUGGAUGUCUAUGCGCUCGCUUUGGUAAUUUGGGAAGUCGUCUCAAGGACUGAAGUCACUCCAGAAGAGCCACUUACUCCAUACAAGAUGCCUUAUGAGGAAGAGGUUGGUAAAAAUCCAAGUCUCGCUCAAAUGAGAGAAGUUGUCGCUACAAAAAAGAUUCGACCAAGAUAUCGUCGAAAAAUCACCGACAAUCCGAUUUUACGUCAAUUGGCAAGCACUGGAGUUGAGAUGUGGGAUCCGGAAGCAGAUGGUCGGAUCACUGCUGGUUGUGCAAUGGAGCGUGUAAAAGAGUUUAUAAAAGAGCUCAGUGGAAGGACGACAUCCGAAGAAGAUCAUCAUGAUAGUGGUGUAUCACUGACAGGCAGUGUGAACUCAGCUUGUGUUGGUGGUUCAAAAGAAACCGGCUCUGGGUGCUCAUCCGGACUUUCGAACACACUCACUUUGGUGCACGAGCCGAACGAGGAUCCACAUGAUGGAAUUGACGAGAAUGUUUUAGAAGAUGAAGAAAUAGAUAGUGAUCACGGAGAAGCUGGAGGAAGACCGCAUUGUGCCACUCCACGACAAUCACCAAUGCUCAAUCGAGAUGGAGCCAUUAACGAAAAACAUGGAAUGUGCUUAGCUUUGUCGCCGCAAUUCGCCUUUCGAAGGCACCUCUAUUCUCUUGGAUCUCAAAAGCCCGUUGCCUGUGCAUCGGAUCAA
This is a messenger RNA of Mesorhabditis belari, 2331 nucleotides long. Lineage: Eukaryota; Metazoa; Nematoda; Chromadorea; Rhabditida; Rhabditidae. The record is from the annotation of a GenBank genome assembly.